Messenger RNA from Theileria parva strain Muguga, 625 nucleotides. It is a transcript of the gene pab2, whose product is annotated as Polyadenylate-binding protein 2. The record is from RefSeq and is a predicted model, not a curated record. The transcript is spliced from 6 exons. NCBI's taxonomy places the organism in Eukaryota, Apicomplexa, Aconoidasida, Piroplasmida, Theileriidae. The coding region runs from base 100 to 585 and encodes 161 amino acids. Gene Ontology annotation, molecular function: RNA binding.
AUUAGAGUAAAAGUGGUGCUGAUCUAAUUAAUGAUUAUUUAUUUUUUUCUUCUAAUUUGUCUUUGUUCCUUUCCAAAAUAAUUUAUACAUAAUCGCAAGAUGACUUCUUAUAAUGACCGACUUACCGUUUUAGAUGAUGAACUCAAACAACUCCAGGGUAUGACCGAUUGCCAAAUGGUAACUGAUGAUAUGGAUACCGAUAACCACGAAGAUGUCGAUAAAAGAUCAAUCUACGUCGGAAAUGUUGACUAUUCGACGAAGCCUCAGGAGCUUCAGGAGUUUUUUAAGUCUUCUGGUCAAAUAAACAGAAUCACAAUCAUGGUUGAUAAAUACACCGGCCAUCCCAAAGGAUAUGCUUAUGUUGAAUUUUCUAAUGAAGAUGCCGUUAAUAACGCCAUAAUGCUCAAUGAAUCACUUUUUAAAGAACGUAUUAUCAAAGUAAUACCUAAGCGGAAGAAUAUACCAGGAUUUAAUCGUAGAAGACCUACUUCUAGAUCCAGAUCUAGACCCUAUCGCUCUUACACCAGAGGUGGUAGGUAUUAUUCGUAUCGUGGAUUCCACCGUGAUUACUCCAAACCAUAUUAAAUUUUUUUCCAACUUUUUACCAUUUCAUCAUUAUUUUUAU